Messenger RNA from Cinclus cinclus, 2218 nucleotides. It is a transcript of the gene U2AF2, whose product is annotated as U2 small nuclear RNA auxiliary factor 2. Gene Ontology annotation, biological process: mRNA processing. Gene Ontology annotation, cellular component: U2AF complex; commitment complex; nuclear speck. The coding region runs from base 435 to 1493 and encodes 352 amino acids. The record is from RefSeq and is a predicted model, not a curated record. Lineage: Eukaryota; Metazoa; Chordata; Aves; Passeriformes; Cinclidae. Gene Ontology annotation, molecular function: pre-mRNA 3'-splice site binding; poly-pyrimidine tract binding. The transcript has 9 exons.
AACUUGAACGGGAAGUGACGUAGAGGAGGAGCGAGGCCGAACUGGGUCGGGAAAGAGCUGAGCGUGCCCCGAGCGCGGCGAACGGCGACGGAAAGCGCCGAGCGCGGCCGGAAAGCGCCGAACGGUGGCGGAAAGGCACGAGGCGUGACGGAAAAUCCCGAGCAGUGACGGAAAGUAGCGAGUAAUAACGGAAAAACACGACGAUUGACGGAAAAGGACGAGUCGCGGCGGAAAGCCCCCGAAGCGCAGCGGAAAGCGCCGAGCGCGGCCCGAGCGCCACCGGAAGUGGCGGAGCGCGGCCGGAAGUGGCCGAGCGCAGACGAGCGCGGACGGAGCCGCCGCGGCCUGAGCGGGGCCGGGAGGGAACGGGAGGCACCGGGAGGGGCCGGGAGGCGCCGGGAGGGCUCCGGGAGCGCCGCGCCGAUCCCGCCGCCAUGUCCGACUUCGACGAGUUCGAGCGGCAGCUGAACGAGAACAAACAAGAGCGGGACAAGGAGAACCGGCACCGGAAGCGCUCCCACAGCCGCUCCCGCAGCCGGGACCGCAAACGCCGGAGCCGCUCCCGGGACCGGCGGAACCGAGACCAGCGCAGCGUGUCCAGGGAUCGCCGGCGGCGCCGGUCCCCCCUGAGCCUUUCGGGCCCCCUGAGCCGCUCCCCCCGGCACGAGAAGAAGAAGAAAAUUCGGAAAUAUUGGGAUGUGCCCCCCCCUGGCUUCGAGCACAUCACCCCCAUGCAGUACAAGGCCAUGCAGGCCGCGGGGCAGAUCCCGGCCACGGCGCUGCUGCCCACCAUGACCCCGGACGGGCUGGCCGUGACCCCCACGCCCGUGCCCGUGGUGGGCAGCCAGAUGACCCGGCAGGCACGGCGGCUCUACGUGGGCAACAUCCCCUUUGGGAUCACCGAGGAAGCGAUGAUGGAUUUUUUCAACGCCCAGAUGCGCCUGGGGGGGCUCACCCAGGCCCCUGGGAACCCCGUCCUGGCCGUGCAGAUCAACCAGGACAAGAACUUCGCCUUCCUCGAGUUCCGCUCGGUGGACGAGACCACGCAGGCCAUGGCGUUCGACGGGAUCAUCUUCCAGGGCCAGUCCCUGAAGAUCCGGCGGCCCCACGACUACCAGCCCCUGCCGGGCAUGUCCGAGAACCCCUCGGUCUACGUGCCAGGUGUGGUGUCCACGGUGGUCCCGGACUCCGCCCACAAACUUUUUAUUGGGGGCCUCCCCAAUUACCUGAACGAUGACCAGGUGAAGGAGCUGCUGACGUCCUUCGGGCCCCUCAAGGCCUUCAACCUGGUCAAGGACAGCGCCACGGGGCUGAGCAAGGGCUACGCCUUCUGCGAGUACGUGGACAUCAACGUCACCGACCAGGUAACGCGCACCUGGGCACGCCUGGGGGGGCCUAAACACGCCUGGGAGCACCUGGAACGCACGCCUGGGUACCCAAACACACACCUGGACACACCUGGGUACCCCAAACACACACCUGGGCACACCUGAAACACACCUGGGCACACCUGGGGACCCUAAACACACACCUGGGCACACCUGAAACACACCUGGGCACACCUGGGUACCCCAAACACACACCUGGGCACACCUGGGGACCCUAAACACACACCUGGGCACGCCUGGGGGGGCCUAAACACGCCUGGGAGCACCUGGAACGCACGCCUGGGUACCCCAAACACACACCUGGACACACCUGGGUACCCCAAACACACACCUGGACACACCUGGGUACCCCAAACACACACCUGGGCACACCUGAAACACACCUGGGCACACCUGGGGACCCUAAACACACACCUGGGCACACCUGGGUACCCCAAACACACACCUGGGCACACCUGGGGACCCUAAACACACACCUGGGCACACCUGGGUACCCCAAACACACACCUGGGCACACCUGGGUACCCCAAACACACACCUGGACACACCUGGGUACCCCAAACACACACCUGGGCACACCUGGGGGGGCCUAAACACGCCUGGGAGCACCUGGAACGCACGCCUGGGUACCCAAACACACACCUGGACACACCUGGGUACCCCAAACACACACCUGGGCACACCUGAAACACACCUGGGCACACCUGGGGACCCUAAACACACACCUGGGCACACCUGGGGGGGCCUAAACACGCCUGGGAGCACCUGGAACGCACACCUGGGGGGUCAUAAACACACACCUGGGCACACCUGAAACACACCUGGGUACA